CAGUGGAGUCCCUCCCCAAGAGAGUAUCACGCAUAGAUUUUCCGACAUCUACACCGUCGUGUUUCGCAGGGUGUAACAAUGUACUUAUAAAACGAAUUAUUUUCGGUGAAAAUUCAACCGCAAUUGUGAUCGGACACAUCGCCAAGAGGUAGCUAACGCAUCACCGAGAUACCGAAGAUGCCGGCGAUAAAGAGGGAAGUCGUUGAUGCAGAGAACGUCGAGCCGAAGGUCGAACCGAAUUUGACAACGCUUACCUCCUUCGUUAGCUCGACGACCUCGACGAUCAGAUCGUCAACGACUGCUGCGGAAGAGGUUAAAGUCGAAACGAAAAAUGACGUCACCACGCAGGCCACCAACAAGGUCCUCAUGGAGCUCAAGGAUUUGGGCAAGGAAAUGUCGGAGGAAACCGGCGUGCCCGAAUGGGGAUUGGCUGCCAUUUUUAUAGCCAUCGGAGUCGUGAUCUUAGGAAUUUGCUUCUGCUGCAUAAGAAGAUGCUGUCGCAAACGGCGUUCAAAGGACGGAAAGAAGGGCUUGAAGGGGGCGGUGGACCUCAAGUCCGUUCAGCUUCUCGGCAGCACGUAUAAAGACAAGGUUCAGCCCGACAUGGAAGAGCUCACGGAUAAUGCCGAGGAACCUGACGAAGCCGAGAGUAAACAUAGCGAGGUCAAGCUUGGGAAGCUCCAGUACAAGCUGGAGUACGACUUUAACUCGAACAGCUUGGCAGUGACGGUUAUCCAAGCCGAAGAGUUGCCAGCGUUAGACAUGGGCGGGACGUCGGAUCCUUACGUGAAAGUUUACCUCUUACCGGAUAAGAAGAAGAAAUUCGAGACUAAAGUGCACAGAAAAACGCUCAAUCCCGUGUUCAACGAAACCUUCACGUUUAAGAGUGUUCCUUACGCCGACGCGAUGAACAAGACCCUCGUGUUCGCAAUCUUCGACUUCGACAGGUUUUCGAAACACGAUCAGAUCGGCGAAGUCAAAGUUCCACUGUGCCAGGUAGACUUGGCUCAGACUAUCGAGGAAUGGCGCGAACUUCAGAGCGUCGAGGGUGAAGGUGGCCAGGACAACAAGCUGGGUGACAUCUGCUUCUCUCUCCGAUACGUCCCAACGGCCGGUAAACUAACUGUUGUUAUACUCGAGGCGAAGAAUCUGAAGAAGAUGGACGUCGGCGGGCUUUCCGAUCCCUACGUGAAAAUCGCUCUGAUGCAGAACGGCAAGAGGUUGAAGAAGAAGAAGACGUCGAUCAAGAAAUGUACUCUGAAUCCUUACUACAACGAGUCCUUCACGUUUGAGGUGCCCUUCGAGCAGAUUCAGAAAGUGCAGCUGGUUGUGACGGUAGUGGACUACGAUCGCAUCGGUACUUCGGAACCAAUUGGCAAAGUUGUUCUUGGAUACAACGCGAGCGGAACCGAACUUAGACAUUGGUCAGACAUGUUGGCAUCGCCCAGGCGUCCGAUAGCGCAGUGGCACACAUUGAAAGACCCGGAAGAUGGCGAUAAGAAGGACUAAAACUUUGACGAAUCCUGAACGAGGAGAAAGAGAUAAAGAGAAAGAGAAAUAGAGAGAGAGAGAGAGAGAGAGAGAGAAAGCAGAGAAACCAAUCGAAAUAUGUAAGGGGAUGGCUAAUCCGUUGGUAUAAAUAACAAAACAAAUACUUAUAGUAGAUAUUAAUAAUAUAUAAUAAUUAACUAAACAAAUAACAAUAAAUAACAAAGAGCAGAUAAAAGAUAGAAUUGAAAAUGAUAUGUUCUCAUGGAGUGUAGUGUCUUGUAUAUAUAUAUAUCUGCUAUACUUCUCUCUGUAGUUUUAUCAUUGGAUGAUUUCAAGCAUUACAUUACAUUAUACAUUAUAUGAGGUGUCCUUUACAAAGAUAUAUAUAUAUAAUAUAAACAUACCUAUAACAGAUAAAUAAUAAAUAAAGGCAUUGACCUUUAGGUCUUCGUCUGCAUAAACAACUAUUAUGCGCGUAAUAGUGAUAUCGACAAUAUCGAAGCAAUGUAGAUUGUAAUGAUCAAUUUAUUGCGAACGUAAUUACUGGUUCACGGGGGUGAAUUCCGCAUUACUCGGGGGACGCGGUUGCCUGAUAAUUAAUCAAUCGUUAAAGCUUGUCCGAAUUUCUCAAUAUCUUUGUCUAAAAAAUCCUGUCGUAACACACAACCUGUGUAAUCAACGAUCGAUACUCCACUGAGACCAACGAAUAAUUUUAUCAUCAUAACAAAUCGUGUCAUAGCGUGUGUGUGCAUCUUAAACUUUAUCAAAUAUCGGUAUAUAAGUGUGCGAAUACAAUAAAAAAACAUAAAUUUAUAUAUAUAUAUAGUAUGAAUACGCUUUGCUUGUUCAAAUUCCACCUCUAAGCAUGUUCAGUCCAAUGUCGGACAGCUGAUUGUGAGCAAAUUGACGAACGGUAUUAAAUGUGUUUCUACGUAAAGAUUUGCGAACUCACGAACGGAUUGAAUUUUAUUUUACAUCGUAUCCACCGGGAAUUCAUGGUGCUCUCAAUUCGCCGGAAUCAACAUAAAUUUCACGGUAUAUGCAGAUCUGGUCAAUGCCUUUAUUCGAUAUGUAUCUAAACUCUACGAUGAUGAUGGUGAGUGUAGAUUAUGCAAUGUGCAACCUAUAUGUAUAUCGGGGAUUUUGAAUCGAAGUAGAACGAAGUUUGAACGAAGAAUAUACCACUCAUAUUACCAUACGUAGAUUGAAAGAUAGGGGAGGGUGGAAGAAAAAAUUAAUCAUUAAUAUACCUGUUAUUAUCUAUCAGUGGCAAAAAUAUAGAUACAUAAUGCAGUUACAAUAAAGAAUAAUUGAUUAUUCGUUGGGACGUUAUUCUACUUUUAUACAAAAACACGUGCUCUGUACAUGAAUUAUUAUCAUUACUGUAUCAUUACGAUGUAUUUACUUAUUUUGAUGGUUGUUGUUAUUAUUACUACUACUACUACUGCUAUUAUUAUUAUUAUUAUUAUUAUUAUUAUUAUUAUUAUUAUUAUUGUUGUUGUUGUUUUAUAACGAGAAUUAUCGUGUAUCGUAGAUGAAUUUUCAAUGUUACAUAUUCGCGGUAAAAGAACGUUCCGCUAUCCUUCUUCUAACACGUGGUAGGCCUAUAUCGUAUUCCAUCGUCAUUUUUCUCAUCGGUUACGGCGUUCGGAGACGGGGAAAAAUUCUCAUAUCACAAGUUGGAAGGAGAGAUAAAGUAAAGUUGGUGACCAAUGGACUGCCAUCAGAUGUUAAUUCGAUAAACGAUUUAUUUUAAUUGUUUUAAAAAAGUAAAGUAAAAGAGUGAAACAACAACGGAUACGGCAACAAUUAAGCGAUUCAAUUGCCAACGACGAGGCGUAAAUCGGAAACUUCACAAUCCCAACACCUGUCAAAAUACGAAAAGAAAAUUCAUCAGCCAUUUUUCGGUUCACUGCACCUGCAUAGCGCUUACGGCUGCAGCUACUCAGGGAAAAUUUGUUAAAGAGACGUCAAUAUAAGAAUUAUACUCCUUCGGUCGUUUAAAUGUUAGAAUCACUCCGAUUCGUGCGAUCAGACGGGCGUUGCAAAUUUUUGUAAAAUAACUGAAAUCUUUCAAAAUACAUUCACGUUGAAUCGCAGUGGUAAUUGGAUACGCGUGGGCGCCGAAAGUAACGCGUGUAAAACCAUAAUAAUACUGCAAGCAUUUUACGGUAGAAUGUUGAGGAUAGGACCGCGAAGCGAAGGAUAUUCUGUAAUAAAAAUUCUUCCAUUGUAGCGGGUGAGAAUUAAGGCUUUCAUUCGCUAACUGAUUUUAUUAGUUUUUAAGCAUAUUUAACACGAGAAUUUCCGCAUCGACUUCAUGCUGUAUAAAUAGACCAAAUAGGCACAGGAAAUUCUCACACAAUUAACUUCGACUGGCUUUUACGAAGCCCUUGUCAAUUUCAUCGUUUUUUACACCGCAUUGCGAUGAAAUUAAAGUUAGCGAAUUAUCAUUUUUUUUUUUGCGACCAACGGGAGAUGUUCAAAUAUAAGUAGACGUUCGUUACGGCGUGCAGCAGAGAAAAUAACGAAUCACUGAAUUUUCAUUACGUGUAGAAAACUGUUAGAAAAAAAUGCACACUUUAAUUAUAUAAAUAUGAAUGUAUAUUGGAAACAGCAAGAUUUUCAGUGGAAAUCUAGACGGGCGUUAAAGAAAAAUAUUAUAUCAUUGGUAACUGUAUAAGCUCUACAUGACGAAAGGAACGAAAUAUACGUAAAACGAAAUUGCGAUCAUUUCUUUGUCGUAUAAAAUCAUUGAAAACACAUAUAUACAUGUGUAUUACGCAUAUUUAUAGCAGCGUGCAAUCUAGUCGAUAAAUAAUAUAAAUAUGCGAAUGCAAUAUCGCCGUAGAUUAAAUAAUUAAUAUGAGAGUGUUAACUAGCCAUUGCUGAUUUAGAUUUUGGUUUUGCUGAACCCUGACAGAACGGUGGGAUUUUUUGCGGGGCGCAUUUUUAUGGUUUUUAAUACCGACAUUUUCUUCUGAUAAGUGAUUUGAGUACACAUUGAGCUCUUCCCUAUUAGAUUUCGUAAAUGGCCAGUAAAAUAUGUAUCCUAAUGAAAAACGGAAAAGCUCAAGAUAUUUGAAAAAUUGAACAUCAAUCGAUAGACACAUAACGACGUAACUUGAACUUUUUUAUCCGUGCAAUCAACGCCAGAGCAGCUAACAUGGUUAUAUAAUUGAAUAAUUUUUUUUGAUUCUAUAGUUUCAGCAGGACCAAUCAUUGCAAACGAUCAUCACAGUAUAAGUAUUACGUUGAACUGACGAUGCGUGUAUAUGCAAAAAGAAAAAAAUUCAUCGUCAAACACAACUGAAAGCAGACGAAAUUAACUAUUAUUAUUAUUGUUGUUGUUAUUAUUAUUAUUAUUAUUAUUAUUAUCUAGAACGAACAAAUAUGAGAGAGUGACAUUGGUCGAGAAAAUUCACGAGCAAGUUAUUUCGUUGAUCGAUGAUGUAUAUCGUUUUCAAUUUUCAGUUAGUAUCUUAUGAAUAAUUCCGGCAUGAAUUCAUCGCAACUACUACUCGCUAAAUUUGAAUCAGGGCGAUUCACUUCAAUCAUGAGUAUACCAUUAUAAAAAAAAUCAGUAAAUAUACACUGACGAUCCAGUGACCUUUCACUGAUAUUUCACUGAUUUUCAGUGUAUACGAGGUAGUCCAAAUGAACGUGAACAAGGUUGGACCCCAACCUCCACCCAAUUUGUCACCGAUUUAUUUCAUACUUCUACUCCACCGUAUGUACAUUUUCCAAUUUUUUCAGAUUUUUUUCAUCUGCCGUUUAUGAGAAUAUUAUAGGUAUCUUAGAUCUCAUCUUCCAUAACUUGCAAAAUGUGCAUUUGGUCAAAAGUUGUGGAGGGGAAAAAAUUGUGUUCUUUUCUGAAUUAGUCGAAAAUAAUUUUUUCCGAAUUUUCUGGAAAUCGUAAGUCGUCGUUCUCAACAAAAAAGCGCACAAAAAGCGAUAUUUCUCGAAAAUUGCGUUCUCGAAAAAAUUGAUACUUGGAGAAAAUCUAUUUUUGUGCGAUCUUUGUUGAAUACGAUGACUCGCGAUUUCGAGAAAAUUCAAAAAAAAAAAAAUAACGCGAUAUUGUCUGGCCUACAACGUUUUUCCCAAAUGCACAAUUUUCGACUCAUGGAAAAUUAAAUCUAAAAUAUCUACUCCUAAACGGCAAGUGGGAAAAAUCUGUAAAAAUGAGAUAAUGUAUAUUUGGUAGAGUGGAUGCAGGAAAUGAAUCGGCGACCAAUUCAGUGGGGGUCGAGGUCCAACCUUGUUCACGUUCGUUUGGACUACCCCAUGUACAUUAAUUUUCUCCAGUGGUAUAUUUAUAAAUGGUUCAAAUCUAUGGAGUAGAUACAUCAUCUCCGAUCGUACCAUUUAACGCAUAUAGCGAGAAUUAGUGUCAUUGGCUAAUGUAUCGAUAUGCCUGCAAUGUGUGUAAUAUCAUAUUCAAUUAAAUCUCCGAUAUUCGCAUACUUUCUCUAAUAAAUAUUCGAAAUCCAAUGUUUACAUGAGAAAGUAUUUAGUGCCUUUUAUUACUUUACUUUUCCCCAAAAUACUUAAACGUCUCCGCAUAUUAUACUUGACGAACGUCGAUCCGUGUCACUGCUUCCUUAUGCGAAUGAAUUUGUUGUCAGAGAGAGCGUGCAUAAUACUAUCACGUAUACUAAACCAUACGAUACAUCAUCUUACGAAAGAAUAAUAACGUCAUUAUCAUUAUCACUAAUAGCAGCACGAUGAUAGUUUUAGCAACUCAUUACUAACGUUAUUAUUACUUUUAUUUAUUAUUAGUACAACAUUAUUAUACGUAGUUAUAAUUGUAUCGACUAGAAGGGAUAUGAAAAACGUAAUAAAAAGAAGAAAUAUCGUUAGAGUGUAAAACUAGGUGUGUAAUUGAAAAUGAAAUUCUGCGAGGGAAAUAAUAUCACGAGAAACGUUAGCGGUUAGACUCAGAGUAAAAUAUAUAAUACAAUAAUUUUAGUUUGUAAAAACGUUUUUAGUCCACCGGUGCGUACGGAAGACGCGAGUGCUGAUUAAAGGAAAAAAGAAAACGGUCCAACCCUUCAAUUCUUUAUUGACAAGAAACGUACCGAAUUAAAAUCCUGUACUGCAAUAAUAAGUGUUUGGAGAAUGGACCAGUCAUAUUUCAAUCUCCAAAUUAGAAACAGUUCUAGGAUAAAUUUUCAAAGUAUACCUGCAGCCCUGUUCUUAGAAAAUGAAGCUUGAAAAUCGUCAUUCAUUAGGAAUCAGUGCUACUUUAAAAGUCCAGGGGAUUACCUUUCAGGCUUAAACAAGAAGUUGAUGAAAAAGAAGAAUAAUAAGGUUGCAAGUCGGGGUUGAUUACGGUGAAGGUGGAAAUGACAGCAACUAGGGUAUACAGAAAUGGCGAAAAUAUCGAUCGCCCAAGUUUGCCACUGUCGUCAAUCAAAUUGCCAGUUUUGUGCUCCUGAUUACUAUUAAGAGAACUGGAAUAAAUAAAAUGUCUAGCAUUCUGAGAGCCAAACCAAGCUGGAACGCGUGUAUCAAAAAUGACUCGGUUCAAAAAGACGUUGGUCAGAUCUUAUUGUUAGUGAAAAUUUCAGUAAUUGAGACAACAGGUAAACCUGCGACUUGUUCACAGCGAGAAUUAAAGUUGAAAAUUCGUCGGAUGAAAUUCGGCAUCAUUCCCCACCUCAUAAUGAUUUGGCCAACUUUUACUUCGUCCGGAAUGCUGCAGUAUACGACAGACGACGACUCAUCGAUCACCAUUUACCCAGUUUAUAGCUAGUUGUUAUAUUAAUGUUACUAUAUCUAUACCUAGAUAUCGAUUCGUUGAUCAGUCAAGAAGAAAAAAGAGGCACACAUAGCACACCAAGAAUCAUGUAAAUAAAAGUGUUUAUAAGGCUAAUUAUAUUGAGUUGAUCGGAAAUUGUCCUUAUCAUUAUACUAUAUUAUAUCGUGUAUCAUUAGUGCAGCUUGCAAGAAAAAUGUUCCGUUUGUCAUGUGCAAAAACAAUCCCUACAACGCAGAUCUUUCAGGGUGAAAUUUUAACUGAUUUAUGACUCGCAUGAAUGAUCGCGAGAAUGAGAAAAGUACAGCGUUGCGAAUCAAAAAAAAAAAAAAAAAAACCUGGAUCGGCU
This is a messenger RNA of Neodiprion fabricii, 7601 nucleotides long. It is a transcript of the gene Syt1, whose product is annotated as synaptotagmin 1. The transcript has 10 exons. Bases 178 to 1509 code for a protein of 443 amino acids. The record is from RefSeq and is a predicted model, not a curated record. Gene Ontology annotation, biological process: cellular response to calcium ion; regulation of dopamine secretion; calcium ion-regulated exocytosis of neurotransmitter. Lineage: Eukaryota; Metazoa; Arthropoda; Insecta; Hymenoptera; Diprionidae. Gene Ontology annotation, molecular function: clathrin binding; calcium ion binding; syntaxin binding. Gene Ontology annotation, cellular component: synaptic vesicle membrane; dense core granule; axon.